Molecule: messenger RNA, 618 nt
Organism: Ipomoea triloba (trilobed morning glory)
Lineage: Eukaryota; Viridiplantae; Streptophyta; Magnoliopsida; Solanales; Convolvulaceae
Product: 60S acidic ribosomal protein P2A-like
Exons: 3
Coding region: 122-463 (113 amino acids)
Biological process (GO): cytoplasmic translational elongation
Cellular component (GO): cytosolic large ribosomal subunit; ribosome
Molecular function (GO): structural constituent of ribosome
Source: RefSeq, a predicted model, not a curated record
AGAAAACCCUACCCGCUACGCAUAUAUUAUACAUACACACCCACUCGUCUCCUCUACCAAGUACCAACUAAGCACUAGCAGGGAGCAGCCUCUCACGGUCUCACUUUCUGAAGGGUAAAAAAUGAAGGUCAUCGCCGCUUACUUGUUGGCCGUGUUGGGUGGCAACGCCUGUCCUUCCGCCGGUGAUAUCAAGAAGAUCCUAUCCUCUGUUGGAGCUGAGGCUGAUGAUGAUAGAAUUGAACUCCUCUUGUCUCAAGUUGAGGGGAAAGACAUUACAGAGCUGAUUGCAGCCGGGAGGGAAAAGUUGGCGUCAGUGCCGAGUGGUGGUGGUGCUGUGGCUGUUGCGGCACCUGCUGGUGGUGCUGCCUCGGCUGCUCCAGCUGCUGAGGAGAAAAAGGAGGAAAAGAAGGUAGAAGAGAAAGAGGAGUCUGACGACGAUAUGGGAUUCAGUCUCUUUGAUUAGAAGACUCCCCCAUUGGCCUUUCUGUGUAAGGGUUCUUCCAAGUUGACCAUGUCCACUUUAGGCAGUUUUGUGUUACUUUUGUUGAAUCAAGUUUUAGAAAACAAAUGAAGAUGAUACGAUACAAACAGUAAUUCUACUUCAGUUAUUGCAUUUGA